This is a messenger RNA of Lithohypha guttulata, 642 nucleotides long. RefSeq lists its product as uncharacterized. The record is from RefSeq and is a predicted model, not a curated record. NCBI's taxonomy places the organism in Eukaryota, Fungi, Ascomycota, Eurotiomycetes, Chaetothyriales, Trichomeriaceae. The transcript has 2 exons. Gene Ontology annotation, cellular component: precatalytic spliceosome. The coding region runs from base 1 to 642 and encodes 213 amino acids.
AUGAGCCAUCGCGCAGAUGCCUCAAAUUCCCUCGAUGAUAGAGGGUACUCGGGACCACUCAUUCGUGGCCAGAACCCAGCGACGCUGAUAGAGGAAGCAACGCGAAAUCGCAUAACCAAUAGUCUAUAUUGGAAAGAGUCAUGCUUCGGUCUCAAUGCUGCAACAUUGCUCGACCGUGCAGUCGAGCUGACCUAUUUCGGAGGCACUUAUGGCGUGGCCAUGAAACCAACACCAUUUCUUUGCCUUGCGUUCAAACUGCUUACUCUUGUACCUGACCAGGAAAUCAUCCUUGAGUACCUCAACAACGCAGGCGACGAGUUCAAAUAUGUUCGUGCUCUGGCCGCUUUCUAUGUGCGGUUGACCUUCGACCCCGACGAGAUUUACAAGACCCUCGAGCCUCUACUGCUUGACUCGCGAAAAUUACGCAGGAGAAGGAAAGAAGAGUAUACGUUGACGUAUAUGGACGAGUUUGUGGACGAGCUUUUGACCAAGGAGAGAGCCUGCGGUACCAGUCUAUGGAAGUUGAGCGCAAGAUCAGUUCUGGAAGACUUGGAUAGACUUGAGCCAAGAGAAAGCCCUUUGCAGGCUGAGCUGGACGCUAUGGACGAUGCCGACCAGGAAAUGCAGGAUGUCAGAUUCUGA